Thyridium curvatum is the source of this 1551-nucleotide messenger RNA. RefSeq lists its product as uncharacterized. Gene Ontology annotation, biological process: transmembrane transport; carbohydrate transport. Lineage: Eukaryota; Fungi; Ascomycota; Sordariomycetes; Thyridiales; Thyridiaceae. The record is from RefSeq and is a predicted model, not a curated record. Gene Ontology annotation, molecular function: carbohydrate:proton symporter activity. Bases 1 to 1551 code for a protein of 516 amino acids. The transcript has 3 exons. Gene Ontology annotation, cellular component: membrane.
AUGGGAGAAAAGAAAUCUUUCCUGGGCCUCACUGGGCGACCAUUGACGAUAGCCCAGAUGGCGACCAUCGUCAUGCCUUCUUUCGUCUUGUUCGGCUACAACCAGUCCAACCUCGGCGGCCUGGUCAGCCUGCACGACUGGGUCGACCAUUUCCCUCGCAUCGACACCGUCAACACCACCGGGUCGCAGAAGAGCAACAACGCAACCAUCCAAGGCGUCGUGAUAGCGACCUUCACCCUCGGCGCCCUGCCGGGCUGCCUGUCCUGCUCAUAUACUGCCGACCGCUUCGGCCGGCGCGCCAUCAUCUUCCUCGGGGCCCUGCUCACGCUCAUCGGAGAGGUGCUCGAGGCCUCCUCCUUCAGCCUCGCCCAGCUCAUCGUGGGCCGCCUGAUCCUCGGCGCCGGCGUCGGCAUGCUCAGCGGCACCGUGCCGACCUGGCAGAGCGAGUGCUCGAGCUCCAGCAGCCGCGGCCGGCACGUCGUGCUCGACGGCCUCUUCAUCAGCCUCGGCUACGUGCUCCAGGCCUGGAUCAACCUCGGCUUCUACCAGUACAGGACCGGCCCCAUCACCUGGCGCCCGCCCGUCGCCAUCGCCUGCUUCUUCUCCCUCGUGCUCAUGUCCUGCAUCUUCCUGAUGCCCGAGUCGCCCCGCUGGCUGGUGCGCCGCAACCGCAUCGGGGAGGCCCAGAUGACCAUGGCGGCGCUCAAGGGGCUCGCCCCGGACGCCGACGAGAUCCGCAACGAGAUGGCGGCCAUCGAGAUAUCCCUCGAGGGCAAUGCCGGGAAGAGCGCGUCGCUGGCCAGUCUCCUGACGAUGGGCGAGGACAAGAUGCUGUACCGCUUUGGCAUCUGCAUCUUGUUGCAGUUCUACCAGCAGAUGUCCGGCGGCAACCUGAUCUCGGUCUACUCGACCGUCAUCUUUCAGCAGGGCUUGGGCCUCGAUGCGCAGACGUCGCGCAUCCUGUCCGGUGGCACGCUCACAUGGAAGUUUCUCUCGUGCUUUGUGUCCUUCUUUACCAUCGACCGCUUCGGACGCCGGGUUGCCCUUAUGGUUAGCGGGACGGGAAUGGCGUCGUGCAUGCUGGGAUUGGCUGUUGCCACAUCCUUUCCCAGGUCCAACUUUGCCGCUCAGGUCGUCAGCGUCCUCUUCGUCUUCCUCUUCAACUUCUUCAUUCCUAUUGGCUUUCUGGGCGCCAAUUUCCUCUAUUGCACCGAAGUUGCGCCCCUGCGGCUGCGCGUUGCUAUGUCUAGUAUCUCUACAGCGAAUCACUGGCUCUGGAACUUUGUUGUCACCAUGAUCACGCCUGUUGCCAUCGAAAGCAUUGGGUACAAGUACUACAUUGUGUACACCCUGGUUGGCUUCUGUAUCCCGUUCUCCGUGUACUUCCUGUACCCCGAGACCAUGGGCAUGAGGUUGGAAGACAUCGAUCUCAUCUUCAGAAACAGUCCCUCUGUUUUGAAGACGGUCUCGUACGCAAGAACCCGACCGCAUCUGGCCGUCGAAGAGGCUCUGGACACCAAGGAAAAGGCGGAACAUAGUGAGAGUGCAUAA